UGUUUCUGCAGCGCUCACAGACAAACGAGGACCUGUUGUGCUUUUGUAAGUGGGGGGGACGCGUCCCGAUAAAGAGUGUGUCGAAUUCGAUGUAACCUUUGUUGGAAUGUGUUCCGAGCCGCUUUGAAGUUGGAUAAAUCGCCGAUGAAUGUGGAAUUUUAGCGACCGGGAGCAAUGUGACAAUGGAGCAACCGUGAAAUCCUGUCGUCCGUCUCUCUUUAAAAGACGUGGCGGAUGUGGACGAAACAAAGUGCGAAGGGACAACUUUGCAAGUUUUUAUCUCGUCCGCUGAUUGCAUGAGUGCCAAAGUGUCGGGGGGGGGAGUGGAUUUGUUAUCAGGAGCUCGAAGGCAAUCCGGUCAAAGUGCAUGGCGCGUCACCAGAUUCAGCAGCACUGUUCCAUGAACAUCUUUUCAAAAGCGGUUCCAGAACUUUAACAACUUUAAAGAGAUGCUAAUUGGCCACAAGUUGUCAGCAUGACAAAAACUCAAAGGAAAUACUUUUUAGAGGCCUCCAGUGUUCUACAAUGGAUACUGACCUUUCUCUUCUUGGGGGUGACGUGUAUCAUGCUGAUGGUGGGUCUCAUGUUUACAUCGCUGUGGCUGCUUCCCACUCUGUACUUCAUCUGGCUGGUGAUUGACUGGCAGACGCCUGAGAAAGGCGGCAGAAGAAAGCCAUCUGUGAGGAAGUGGAAAGUUUGGGAACACUACAGAGAUUAUUUUCCUAUCAAGCUGGUGAAGACUGCAGAGCUGAAUCCCAACAAAAACUACAUCCUCGGCUGUCACCCGCACGGUAUCAUGAGCGUAGGAGCCUUUGCCUGCUUCAACAUAGAGUGCUGCGGCUUCUCGGAGGCUUUUCCUGGGAUGCGCGUCUCCUUGGCCAUACUGGCCGGACUCUUCCGGAUCCCGCUCUUCAGGGACUACCUCAUGGCCGCAGGCCUGUGUCCAGUCAGCAGGCCAAGCCUGGGCCACCUUCUGUCCAAGCAUGGCACGGGAAAUGCUGUGGUGAUUGUGAUAGGGGGCGCCGCAGAGUCUCUGGCCUCCCAUCCUGAGGCACAAACAGUGAUCGUCAAGCAGAGAAAAGGCUUUGUCAGACUAGCGCUGGAAUAUGGGGCUGACUUGGUGCCAGUUUACUCCUUCGGGGAAACAGAGCUCUUCCACCAGGUCACGUUCUCAGAGGGCUCAUUGGGUCGAAGGCUACAGGACCUGUUUAAAAAGGUCAUGGGUUUUGCCCCUUGUCUGUUCAUUGGCGAUCGCUGGGCAGUGUUGCCCUACAGGACUCCCAUCACCACAGUGGUGGGACAUCCCAUCUCUGUGCCCGAGCGCGUCACACCCACCGAGGAGGAGGUCGACCACUAUCAUAAACUGUACAUGGACGCCCUGUCAAAUUUAUUCCAUGAGCACAAGGUCAGCUGUGGACUAUCAGAGAGUCACAAGCUUUGUUUAAUGUAGAGGUUCUACCUCCACCUGACCUGCUUCAAUGGACUAACCAACCACGUGUGUGUGUUUAAACUGAAAUAAUGAUCAACCCUUUCCGGUACCGCUGUGAAACAAGCUGUGUCCUCAGGGACAUUUCUACUAGGAGUUGAUAACUUUCGACUGAACGACCACCAUAAAUUAGCUGCUUCUGAAGGACAAUGGCGCAUUAUUUAGCCAUAUUCAACAAAUUGAUAUGGCUAAUAAGUAUUCAAAGAUGAAUACAGGCUGUCCAGUCUCAAGUUUAAUGUGAAAUGGAUGUUUCAUGCGACUAACCGUGCCCAAAGAAAUGUAUUUAAUGAGGGGGGGGGGGGGGAAAUUUAGUAUCUCAUUUUAUAAUUUCCAGAUUUAUCUAGUCUUUUGCAAUGCGUUAAGUGUAAAGUGACACCCCAUAUAAAGCACUUUUGUUUAAGACACACCUCCAAAUACUACUACUUAUGUUGUUUCUUCAUUGAGGACUGCAGUGUGCUUGACACAACCUAUUGCAAUCCAUUUCACUAUAUUUAAACAUUUGUCAUUACUGUACAGUAGAAACUUUUGUAAUUCAUGUUUUACCCAGUAGAGGACACCCUUGCUCACAACCACACAAUUUGCCAACAGCGUCAAGGGGUUCGCCAAACAUCUCUCGACUGGAUAUGAGAAAAGCUUCACCAUACGCUACAGUAUCUUAUUAAAAGCAGACGUUUAACAAAUCCUA
Phyllopteryx taeniolatus (common seadragon) is the source of this 2171-nucleotide messenger RNA. RefSeq names its product monoacylglycerol O-acyltransferase 3b (gene mogat3b). The record is from RefSeq and is a predicted model, not a curated record. Gene Ontology annotation, molecular function: diacylglycerol O-acyltransferase activity. NCBI's taxonomy places the organism in Eukaryota, Metazoa, Chordata, Actinopteri, Syngnathiformes, Syngnathidae. Gene Ontology annotation, biological process: triglyceride biosynthetic process. The coding region runs from base 476 to 1450 and encodes 324 amino acids. The transcript is spliced from 8 exons. Gene Ontology annotation, cellular component: endoplasmic reticulum membrane.